UUAAUGAUUUUCUUUCUUGUAUGUGUUUCUCCUGUGUUGCAGGAGGCAGGGACGAGCCUUCGAGCUACAUCUGCACCACGUGUAAGCAGCCCUUUCCCAGUGCCUGGUUCCUCCUGCAGCACGCCCAGAACAGCCAUGGCAUCCGCAUCUACCUGGAGUCCAACCCCUCCAGUUCGUCGCUUACCCCCCGCAUCACCAUCCCCGGACCGCCCAUGGGCCAGGACUCCAUCCCCCAGUCCCCCCUCGCCAACUUUCUGGGAGAGAACAACCCCUUCCACCUGUUGAGGAUGACUGGGCCCCUGCUCCGGGAGCCCCCACCAGGCUUCAUGGAGAACCGUGGAGGCCUCCCCAACACGCCGCCCUUCGUCAGCCCCUCACCCCGCCACCACCUGGACCCCCACCGGCUGGAACGCCUUAGUGCCGAGGAAAUGGGGCUCAUCUCCCAGCACCCCAGUGCCUUUGAGAGGGUGAUGCGGCUGACGCCCAUGGCCAUCGAGGCCCAAUCCAUGGACUUUUCCAGGCGGCUCAGGGAGCUGGCGGGGAGCAAUAACGUGGCCACACCUCCUCUUUCGCCCAGCCGGAACAACCCUAUGCACCGCCUGCUCAACCCCAACCCCUUCCAGCCAAGCCCCAAGUCACCCUUUCUCAGCACCCCGCCCCUGCCGGCCAUGCCCCCCAACAGCACCACCCCGCCCCAGACGCAGGCCAAGAGCAAGUCAUGUGAGUUCUGCGGGAAGAGCUUCAAGUUCCAGAGUAACCUGGUGGUCCACCGGCGGAGCCACACCGGGGAGAAGCCCUAUAAGUGUCAGCUGUGUGACCAUGCCUGCUCCCAGGCCAGCAAGCUGAAGAGGCACAUGAAGACACACAUGCACAAAUCUGGCUCCAUGACAGGGAGGUCUGACGAUGGGCUUUCCACCACAAGCUCCCCCGAGCCAGGCACCAGCGAAGUGACCGGAGAAGGCAUGAAGAACAGAGAGGGAGACUUCAGGGGUGAGGGUGAAGAGGAGGAAGAGGAAGAGGAUGAAGAGGAGAUGGAGAACGAGAGCAGGCCAGAGUCAAACUUCAGCAUGGACAACAUGGAGUUCUACCGUAACCGUGAAAACGGCUCCAAGCCUCCGCCAGACGAGAAGAACUCUCUCUCCCUGGGUAAGAUGGUGGAGAAUGUGGGCCUGAACACUAUACAGCAGUACAAUAACUUGAUAGUUGACAAUCGUAAAAAUCGGAUGCCCUUCUCUAAGAAGGGGUCUGACGGGCAGCGGGACACUGGGGAUGAGGACUCUGUGGUGGGAGAGAUGGAGAGGGAGCAUCAUCACCACCAAAUGGAAAGGGAUCACCAAAGGCCCACUGUCAACGGCAGGAACUGUGGCUCCGGCAACUCUUUCUCAAGCCUUUUCCCCCGCAAGCCCACACCCAUCACCAGCCCCAGCCUGUCCAACUCCUCCAACAAGAGGAUCAAGAUUGAGAAGGAUCUGGACAUGCCCCCGGCACCAAUCAUCCCCUCUGAGAACGUCUACUCUCAGUGGCUGGUGGGUUAUGCCGCCUCACGACACUUCAUCAAAGACCCUUUCCUGGGCUUCACCGACUCCAGACAAUCUCCCUUCGGCACAUCCUCUGAGCACUCAUCUGAGAACGGCAGCCUGCGCUUCUCCACACCUCCUGGGGACCUCCUGGAUGGCGGCCUGUCGGGUCGCAGCGGUACAGCCAGCGGGGGUAGCACCCCUCACCUGGGGGGCAUGGGAUCCGGCCGGCCCGGCUCCAAGGAGAGCCGACGGAGCGACACCUGCGAGUACUGCGGCAAGGUGUUCAAGAACUGCAGCAACCUGACAGUGCACCGACGCAGCCACACGGGAGAGAGGCCCUACAAGUGUGAGCUGUGCAACUACGCCUGCGCCCAGAGCUCCAAGCUCACCCGCCACAUGAAGACCCACGGACAGAUGGUUGUAGGAUGGCUAAACCGUCGGGCUAAACUGCGGAGCUUUAUAGCCAGAGAGAGCAGGGAGAUCUUAGGGGCUCCCUGUGAUGUGUAGUUGAACGCAUUCUGAAAGAAGUAGCAACUCUGACACACACAGAAUGCACAGCUGAGUGAGCUUUUUAGGAAAGAUUUUUCGGUCUUCAGCAAGCACCAACCUUUGCCCAAAUCAGCACUCCUUGUUAUUUUGAAUAAUGUACCCCUGUCCUACCCCCCCCCCCUGUUCAAACCCCCUCAAGUUGACCUUUGACAUCCACGCAAAAAUGUUUGUUUUUUUAGUUAAAAAUCUUUCAUUGAGAAAAAAAGAAGAGAAAAACACAUAUCUUUGCAGUUGACCCGUACUAUGAUUUGUCAAUCAUUUUUUUACACACAAAAAGAAAAAGAAAAUGGAAAAUACGGCUUCUGAGCAAGAAAUGACUUUGACUGGAUUUACUCGGCCUGGGUGAAGGGUUCUAUAGUUUGGGAUCAGCUGAUAUUGAAGUGCCAGCGUUGCUAUAAGCUUGGCUUUCUCAAUACUGGCACUAUAAAAAUGAAAAUUAAUUUAUUUGGACACUUUUUGUACUGCCAUUCAAUUUGACAUGAGUGUGCCUUGAAUACUGAUCUUCCUAUUCACCGUCUCUCAAGACAAAUGCGACACUUUUGUGAAGCAAAGGAUUUGAACAAAAUGAAAACAAUGUAUUAAAUUUAUGUGUCAACUUAGUAUCUAAUUUGCUUAUGAAAUUCCAAUAGAAUAUCAGAGAUAUUACUUCUAAAAAAUAAAACAAAGCUGCAUUUAGGUUAGGAGUAGCCAGCACAACAAUGAUGUGUCUGUGUCUGUAUAUAUGUAUGCAUAUGUACAUAGAAAUGCAUAAACCUAUAUAGAUAUAUAUCAAAUUCUUCAAAUCAGGACAAGACUGUAUCCCUAGAAACAUGGUCCGAGUGGAUUGUUAUGCCACACAAUAGUCAAGGAAGAGACUGGACUAAAAAUCAGGAACUGCAGAAACAAAAAAAGAAUUUAGUGCACUCUGUCUUAAAAUACGUUUACAGUAUUGAAACAAGUACAAGGGUAAAAUAAUAUUUGUGUGUAUGUGUGUUUUAAACCAGUAUUUCUUUUCUUCAAGUUUGCUUAUACAGUUUCUCUGAAUGCCAUGGUGGCGAUGUGUAUAUUGUUUUUUGGUGACGGGGUUUUAGUAUAUAUAUAUAUAUGAAUAUAUAUGAAUAUAUAUGACAUUUUUCUUGUUUACUGUAAAAGUAUACCAGUAUUUGUAAUAUUGGAAAAUGGGCAUUUUACAAAAAUAUUAAAAAAGUUAUUGUUUCUUUAUUUUUAUUUUGGAGUCCAAUUUAAAUGGUGGGUCUUUUAAAAAUGUUUUUGUCACUGUAACUGUAAAAGUCUUCAGUUUUAGUAACUUCUCCUUUUGCUGCAUUGGUGUAAUAAAAUGAAAAUAAAUCAAAUAAAAAGUGAACUGGUAACCAACUUGGAUGGGGUGGGGGGGGGGAAGCUGCAUCAUGUCUGAAUUUCCCCUCGUAGAAACUAUGGAACAUUGUUAUUGCUUUGCAGUAAAAUACUGACAUGUAUCUAUGUUCUGCUUCUGGAAUGGAUGCUGUUCAUUGGCUGGUUUGAAAUACAUGUGUAGGCACUUGUUGUCUUUCUACAGAAGCUUGUCUUUUUGAACCUGUAUGUGCAUCCUUCGUGAAAAGGGUACUUUAAGUACCCGUAUGUCAUUAUCUUAUUUGGGGUAGGGGGACAACAUUGCAACUUCAAGAUAAAACUCACAGGCUGCCACCAUUUAUUUGAUUUAAUUUGGCAGGAUAAAAUAGUGCAGAAAACCCAUGAUGAAUUUGCAUUGUUGACAUGAACCUUAUUGUACAGAAGGGAAAUAAAAAGGUUGUUUGACCUUUUAGCAACAAAAAGUAAUGUUUUUGUUUACUAUUCUGUUGGUUGUACAUAUCUUUAGUUUUUCUAUUUAGAUUUGAACAUUUCUAUGUGUUCUAACUGGCACUGGCAGUGACCAUCUCUCUUUAGGGUCAUCUAGCUGCCCUUUGACCCUAGACCUUUGGUGACCUGUGUGUCAGUUGUACGGGAACCUGACCUGCCAACCCAUAGACUUCACAGCAUGAGAAGAAUGGAGAACAUAUACAAGCAUGAUGUGGUAGAGACGCAGGCAGACAGGUCUGGCCACCAGUCAGAGAAAGGACAUGGAUAGAGUGUGUAGAAAAAGAUACACACAUUGGAGAAAAAAUGGUAAAGUCUCUUAUGAGGUGCAGGGAGAUUAUAUAUCUGGAUACCUUAGUUAGACAUCGUCUCACAGAACCAUGUAGUGUACACAGAGCAGCCGAGGCUGGCUGGAUACAAUCAAAGCUACUAGCUGCAUUCGCCUCAAACCAGAAGCUACAAUUACAGGCAGUUAGUAGCUACCGUACCUGACCACAAUCAUAUGGACAACUAUCAAUCAGUCAGAACCAGGGUGUUUAUAUGAAAGCUGCUCACUUAGAUGUACAGAACUGUCCUCCAACUGUUUAGCAGCACAGAACACCCAUAUCUGUGUUUUACCUUCUUUUUACGAUUUUAUGUUUCCCUUAAAAUAUUGGUGCUUUGAUAUGUGCUAAGAGCUAUUCCGUGUUGGCUGCACUGUUUGUCCGCCCCUGGGCACCGUAGACAGAACACCAAGCAGAGCAAGGCUAAGCUAGGCUGUUGAUGGUGUUCACUUUGUGUAUAGACAUAUUCAUGGAACACUGCCCAGUCUGUGGGUAUAUUCAUUUUGUUUUCCUUCCAAGGUGCAGGUGUAUUGGGCUAGGCCAGUAGUCCCUCUACAUGAGAGACUGAGUGGACGUUAGUACGCCGGUCCUGAAUUAGGAAAUAAAAAUACAAAAGUGCUUUGCUGCUUUCCACUCUUUAUGUUUGACAUUCAAUCAUUUUACUAUUUCAUUUGAGAUUGUUUGAAUGUUUGUAUUUAAAUAAUAACACAGGGUUGGGAUAAAGAAAUCUUUUUUAUAUGUAAUAAUGUUCGAGUACAAAGGGAAGUGGUCCGGGUCUGGACAUACAGGGGGAGGGCUGGGGGCUUUGAGUAGGGAUGUUAUGCUGUGUGUGAUGUCACUUUAUUUAAAUACAUCAACUGAUUAUUUAGGCUGCAAUUGGCUGUGUUGUCUGUGAUGUCACUGAGGUGAGGACAGCGUUCCGUCGUUCUCAGGACUGAUGAGUCCAAUGCCAUUGGUUCGUUACAGUAAACAUGACAUUCAGACAUCA
Molecule: messenger RNA, 5192 nt
Organism: Oncorhynchus kisutch (coho salmon)
Lineage: Eukaryota; Metazoa; Chordata; Actinopteri; Salmoniformes; Salmonidae
Product: B-cell lymphoma/leukemia 11B-like
Exons: 3
Coding region: 21-2027 (668 amino acids)
Biological process (GO): positive regulation of transcription by RNA polymerase II
Cellular component (GO): nucleus
Molecular function (GO): RNA polymerase II cis-regulatory region sequence-specific DNA binding; DNA-binding transcription factor activity
Source: RefSeq, a predicted model, not a curated record